AUGAAGAGACAUCUCAACGACCUCGUCUUAGUGUUUCUCGUUUUUAUCUUCCCCGUGGAAUUGGUAAAGGGACAGAAUACGACAAUCCAAGUGAUUAAUGUUGGGGUUGUGACUGAUGUUGGGACAACUUCCUCCAACUUGAGCUUGCUCGCCAUUAACAUGUCUCUCUCAGACUUUUACUCUACUCGUCCAGAAUCUCGGACUAGGCUUCUUCUUAACUUUGCCGACUCGAGGGACGAUGUUGUUGGCGCUGCAGCAGCUGCUCUUGAUCUUAUAAAGAACAAGGAAGUGAAAGCAAUUCUGGGGCCAAGAACUACAAUGCAAGCUUCUUUUGUGAUCGAGGUUGGCCAAAAAUCUCAGGUGCCGAUUAUAUCGUUUUCUGCAACGAGCCCUUUCCUUGAAUCUGGCCGUAGUCCAUACUUCUUUCGCUCUACUUACGACGACUCAUCUCAAGUGCAAGCCAUAAGCGAGAUCAUAAAGGUGUUUGGUUGGAGAGAGGUUGUGCCUGUAUAUGAGGACAAUGCGUUUGGAGAAGGUAUAAUGCCUGGUCUUACCGAUGCAUUACAAGCGAUAAACAUCCGUAUACCAUACAGGACGGUGAUAUCUCCCAAUGCAACGGAUGAUGAAAUCUCUGCGGACCUUCUCAAACUGAUGACCAAACCAACCAGGGUGUUUGUGGUUCAUAUGAAUCGGUUCCUCGCUUCAAGAUUUUUUGUAAAAGCCAAGGAAACUGGUCUCAUGAAACAAGGGUAUGCAUGGAUCCUCACUAAUGGGGUUAUAGAUCAUCUAGUUUUGAUGAACCAAACCGAUAUUGAAGCAAUGCAAGGGGUAAUAGGCAUAAGGACUCACUUUCCGAUAUCUGAAGAGCUUAAAACGUUUAGAUCAAGGUUGGCAAAGGCACUUCCGGUUUCAGAGUUGAACAUCUACGGAUUGAGAGCUUAUGAUGCAACCACCGCAUUGGCAAUGGCUGUUGAAGAUGCAGGAACAACUAACUUGACUUUCAGCAAAAUGGAUGGAAGAAACAUAUCUGACCUGGAAGCACUUAGUGUCUCAGAAUAUGGUCCAAAGCUUAUACGCUCGCUCUCCCGGAUUCAGUUCAAAGGACUUGCUGGUGACUACCAUUUCACUGAUGGAGAACUACAUGUAUCAGUGUUUGAGAUUGUCAAUGUAAUCGACGGUGGAGGAAUGGUGGUAGGAUUCUGGACGCAGGAUCAAGGACUGGUAAAAGAUUUGAAUCCCAGUUCGGGAACUACACGUAGUUUCUCCAGUUGGAAGAAUCAUCUUAACCCGAUCGUCUGGCCUGGGAUUACCUUAGCUGUUCCAAGGGGAUGGGAGAUCCCAACAAACGGAAAAAAGCUGCAAAUUGGUGUUCCCGUUGGUACUUUCCCUCAGUUUGUGAAAGUUACAAAAGAUCCUACAACCCAUGAAACCACAGUAACAGGGUUUUGCAUUGACUUCUUUGAGGCUGUAAUUCAAGCGAUGCCGUAUGAUGUCUCCCACAGAUUCAUUCCUUUUGGAGAUGAUGAUGGAAAAACUAACGGUAACUUCAACGACUUGUUGUACCAAGUGUAUCUCGGGGUAUAUGAUGCUGUGGUGGGUGAUACGACGAUAUUGGCAAAUAGAUCUUCCUAUGUUGAUUUCACUUUGCCAUACACAACAUCGGGCGUGGGGAUGGUCGUCCCUUUAAAAGACGAGGUAGAAAGAAGCAGUUUGAUCUUCUUUAAGCCUUUGACACGGGGGCUUUGGGGGAUGACCCUUGGUUCCUUUUUUGUUGUUGGUUUUGUUGUGUGGUUUCUUGAACGAAGGGUGAACACAGACUUCACUGGACCUGUCCAGUCUGUCCAGUACCAGAUCAGCACUAUGUUCUGGUUUGCCUUCUCUAUCAUGGUUUUUGCACCUAGAGAAAGAGUAAUGAGUUCUACAGCAAGGGUUGUGGUUAUCACCUGGUACUUCAUUGUUCUUGUGCUGACUCAGAGUUACACCGCCAGUUUGUCAUCGCUUCUCACAUCACAACAGCUGAAUCCAACUGAAACGAGCAUCAAGAACUUGCUUGCAAAAGGAGGACCUGUGGGAUAUCAGAGGGAUUCAUUCGUCUUAGGAAAGCUGAGAGAAUCGGGUUUCCCUGAGUCUAGACUCGUGCCAUUUACCUCUCCAGAGAAAUGUGAAGAACUUCUAAACAAUGGACCAUCAAAGGGUGGUGUUUCAGCAGCCUUCAUGGAAGUGCCUUACGUGAGAGUUUUUCUUGGACAGUAUUGUAAGAAAUAUAAAAUGGUGGAGGUACCGUUUGAUGUUGACGGGUUUGGCUUUGUCUUCCCAAUCGGAUCACCUCUAGUAGCCGAUGUAUCAAGGGCCAUUUUGAAAGUGGCAGAGUCUAACAAAGCAACUCAACUUGAAAAUGCCUGGUUCAAGAACAUAGACAAAACUUGUCCUGAUCCAAUGACCAAUCCUGACCCAAACCCAACAGUCUCCUUCCGCCAGCUCAGCCUCGAUAGUUUCUGGAUUUUAUUUGUUGCUGCAGCCAUUGUCUGCAUCAGUGCCUUGUUGAUAUCUGUGAUCUGUUUCUUGUAUCAGAAUCGGGUUAUUUUGAAUAAUAGAGCAAUACCCCGUCGAGAACGAAUGAAUAGUAUGUGGGAAAGGUUCAAGGAAAGGCAGGAGAACCCUGCUCCCAGAAACUAA
Molecule: messenger RNA, 2676 nt
Organism: Camelina sativa (false flax)
Lineage: Eukaryota; Viridiplantae; Streptophyta; Magnoliopsida; Brassicales; Brassicaceae
Source: RefSeq, a predicted model, not a curated record